ACCUUUGUGCUCCGGAAGGGGCUGACCACCUGGACUUUGUCUCUCCUGGAAAUCAUUGGCCUCAGGGGCUGGGCAGGGCCUAGCUCCCUGAUCCCUCCCCGUGGCAGACCUUCGUACCCACAUCUCCAAGAGCUGUGCCAGGCCAGGGGUUUGCAGAGAGAGCUUCUGUUCUGGCCUCUCUUCCCUGGCAGAGGUCAAUCCCCUGAGCUCCCACAGACCUCACACUCUGACUGCUGCCUCCCCUACUCCCAGGCAGAGCCAUCUGGGCAGGGCUGGUCAUCUCAGGCACGGUGAGGCCAGGCAAUGGCAGUGAAGUACGUCACAUACCAGGGCAUCAAGUUCCCCCCUGCGUAUAACUCUGAGCAGAGCCUGCACUUUGCCCACAAGGAGUUCCAGGUGCAGGACGAUGAUGUCUUCAACGUCACCUACCCCAAAUCAGGCACAGUGUGGAUGAUCGAGAUCUUGAGCCUGAUUCGCAGCGGCGGGGACCCAGCCUGGAACCGAGCCGUCCUCAACUCCAACCGCGUGCCCUGGUUCACUACCCGUCUGGGGUUGGAGUCUGCACUGAGCUACCCCCGACCCCGCCUGCUGACCUGCCACCUCCCCAUCCAGCUCUUCCCCACAUCCUUCUUUGGCUCCAGGGCCAAGGUGGUCUACACACUCCGCAAUCCCAAGGACGUCCUGGUCUCCUAUUUCUAUUUCUCCAAGAUGUGCAGCUCAUACGAGGACCCUGAGUCCUUCGAGCAGUUCCUGCAGGACUUUCUGAGUGGGGACGUGCCCCAUGGGUCCUGGUUUGAUCAUGUCAGAGGCUGGAUGGAAAUGAAGGGCAAAGAGAAUUUCUUCUUCAUCACUUACGAAGAGCUGCAGCAGGUAAAGUAACCCAGCCACAUCCCCUGCCAUUGUAGACUGGCCGUGGAUCCACUGGAAUCAAUCAGCCAGCUCCCCGGCUGGGGUAAAUCAGUAGUAAUUAAACUGGAGUCAAUGAGGCUGAUUCCCCUAAUUCAUCAUGAUGUAAAUCAGGAGUCACCCCAUUAAGGUCCAGUAG
Messenger RNA from Trachemys scripta elegans, 1045 nucleotides. RefSeq names its product sulfotransferase 2B1-like. Gene Ontology annotation, cellular component: cytoplasm. Gene Ontology annotation, molecular function: sulfotransferase activity. Lineage: Eukaryota; Metazoa; Chordata; Testudines; Emydidae. Gene Ontology annotation, biological process: sulfation. The record is from RefSeq and is a predicted model, not a curated record. The transcript is spliced from 5 exons. The coding region runs from base 304 to 879 and encodes 191 amino acids.